CCUAUAUAACAUGCAAGUGGGCCCCUGCGAAAAGCAGUUUUUGUUUUCGCGCCCAGUGAAGGGGUAGAGGCAACCAUGAAACUAUUAGUGGGUUGUCUUAUAGCGAUCGCGGUGCUUCUCUGCAUUGUGGAUCUCUCGUCAGCCGAGCUCCAACGUGAGGCAGCUACUAAGAAACCGCCUCUGGCCAAGAAGCCACCUCCAGGGAAGGAUGCAGGCCGGCCCAUUGCGGCUCCCCCCCGCCCACCAGUCGUUGCAAGUCGUGGCGCCAAGAAACCAGCGAUAAAAACAAGGAAGCCCGCGACACGAAGGCCAAUCAAGGUAACGAAAAAAAAGCCAAAGAAGCCCACGACACGAAGGCCAAUCAAGGUAACGAAAAGAAAGCCAAAGAAGCCCACGACACGAAGGCCAAUCAAGACAACAACAACGACCACAACAACAACGACAACAACAACACCAACGACAACACCAACCACAACAACAACGACAACAACGACAACAACAACAACAACGACAACAACCACAACAACAACAACAACAGAACGCCCCACAAAGCCACAUUGGCCCUGGAAUCCGUGCCGUCCCUGUGGACCAGGCGGCGUGCCCUGCCUCGGAUGCCCGCCCAAGCAAUGGCUAUGCUCCGAGCUUCUGGCCCAAAUCAGAGAGCUGGAGUACACGUUAAAGAGUUGCGUCUGCAGCCACCGUUGUGACUAGAUGACUUGGACAAGAGAUCCUUAUCGUAAUGACAAAGCAAGAUACCUUUCCCCCUUUAGCUAUUAUCAUUGACAUUUGUUGACUAU
Molecule: messenger RNA, 797 nt
Organism: Drosophila navojoa
Lineage: Eukaryota; Metazoa; Arthropoda; Insecta; Diptera; Drosophilidae
Source: RefSeq, a predicted model, not a curated record